AUGGGGUCUCAGCCACCCUUCAUCCGAAAGGAGAUCAACAGAUCGGAAUGGGAAGUCCCGGAGAAGCGAUUGAAACAGAUCGGUACAGGGGCUUACGGUUCUGUAUGUAGUAUAAUAAAUGUAAAGACCAAUGAGAAAGUGGCCAUCAAGAAGCUUCACCGGCCCGUCCAGUCCGAGAUUUUUGCCAAGAGGUCCUAUCACGAGCUUCAACUGCUCAAGCACAUGAAACAUGAAAAUGUGAUAGAGCUUCUGGAUGUGUUUACUCCUGCUGCUGGGCUCAAGGACUUCACAGAUUUGUGA
This is a messenger RNA of Oncorhynchus tshawytscha (Chinook salmon), 300 nucleotides long. RefSeq names its product mitogen-activated protein kinase 14-like. The transcript has 4 exons. Gene Ontology annotation, molecular function: protein serine/threonine kinase activity; ATP binding. Gene Ontology annotation, biological process: protein phosphorylation; intracellular signal transduction. The coding region runs from base 1 to 300 and encodes 99 amino acids. Gene Ontology annotation, cellular component: cytoplasm; nucleus. The record is from RefSeq and is a predicted model, not a curated record. NCBI's taxonomy places the organism in Eukaryota, Metazoa, Chordata, Actinopteri, Salmoniformes, Salmonidae.